Molecule: messenger RNA, 994 nt
Organism: Rhizopus microsporus ATCC 52813
Lineage: Eukaryota; Fungi; Mucoromycota; Mucoromycetes; Mucorales; Rhizopodaceae
Exons: 2
Coding region: 263-994 (243 amino acids)
Cellular component (GO): nucleus
Source: RefSeq, a predicted model, not a curated record
AUUCCCAGGACAACAACAGCAACAGUUCUCGCCAUUCUUUCCACUCGAUUUCACAAACCAGCGAGUUCCCAACGACCCUCAUUUCUUUAUUCCUAGUAAUGGCAUCAAUAAUAGCGCUAAUAAAUACAUUCCUUAUUCAACACCGACAACAACAUCAUCAAGCGUCCAUGCAAUUACAUCUCAACAACAACAGCAUAGUCCUAUAAGCCAUAACCCAGGAAACCAUAUAUCUUUAACAAAUACAAGCAACGACUUUCAAAACAUGCUUCCAUACGGCAAUGAUACAAACUAUAAUAGUCCUAUGCCUAAUCAAGCUCCUUUGAACUAUGACUUUUCAUCAUUCAACCUGCAGUCCAUGUUUCCUGCACAACCUGAUCGAUUUACUUCACCAAGAUCACAUAUUCGACGUAUGCCACGUAACUUUCGUGGAUAUGGACGAACACCUAUCGAUUUUCAUUCGGUAGCCUUGAAUGAUUACAAUCCUUAUCCAGACAAUCCUAUUGGUUUCAAUUUUCGAAUUAAUGGUUGUAUAAAGACGAUGGAGGAAGAUUGGACACCAGAAGAGUUUAGCAACCAUCGUCGCUUGGUUAUGUUCACAAGAGCCACUGAGCACACAGGAAUUGUUUGUGAUUUCGAGCCAGUUUCUCAAAAUCAAAUCAGUAAGAAAGAUGCCAUCAUUGUUUCUUGUAUUCGAUGGCCAGAUGAAGGCAGUUACUGGAUCACGUCUGUUGAUUGUAUCAACCUAGCAGAGUUUCUAGUGGGUAGACCAUUUAGCGUAGACUACAAGAAUUGCAUUCGACGUAAUCUUGAAGGAUUCGGCCCUACUACUGUUAGCAAAACCAAACCAGAAUCACAAGAGUUCUUUAGACUGAUCAUGGCAUUUAGUAAUCCUAAACCAAGGAAUAUAGAAAAGGAUAUCAAAGUAUUUCAAUGGCAUGUCUUGCCAUUUGCUCUCAAAAAGAUAAUCAUUAAGUACAACACAGAACAACCAUAG